Triticum dicoccoides is the source of this 964-nucleotide messenger RNA. RefSeq names its product 18.9 kDa heat shock protein-like. NCBI's taxonomy places the organism in Eukaryota, Viridiplantae, Streptophyta, Magnoliopsida, Poales, Poaceae. The coding region runs from base 51 to 605 and encodes 184 amino acids. The transcript has a single exon. The record is from RefSeq and is a predicted model, not a curated record.
CAAAGCUAGAAGAAGAAGAAGAAAGAAUCUGACAAAUUAAGCUAGGCAGCAUGUCGAUGAUCUCCAGCAUGCUGGGCCGGAAGCAGCCGCCGCCGCAGCCCCAGCCGCAGCAGCACGCGGCGGCCCACAAGGCCAACGGCCACGGCGGCGGCGGGGACGAGGUCGUGGAGCCGGUGAGCAUCGACAUCCUGGAGCCGUUCAUGGAGGCCAUCUCACUGACUGCGUUCGGCGGCGGCGGCUGCCGGCCGGCGCUGGGCUUGCCGUUCUCGACGGCGAGCAUGGACUGGAAGGAGACGCCGACGGCGCACGUGUUCAUGGCGGACGUGCCGGGCCUGCGGCGGGAGGAGGUGAAGGUGGAGGUGGAGCAGGAGCGGGUGCUCCGGAUCAGCGGGCAGCGCGCGCGCGCCGCCGAGGACAAGGGCGACCGGUGGCACCGCGUGGAGCGGAGCGCCGAGAAGUUCGUGCGCACCGUGCGCCUGCCGCCCAACGCCGACGUCGACGGCGGCAGCGUCCACGCCUCGCUCGACAACGGCGUGCUCACCAUCACCAUCCCCAAGGACGACGGCAAGAAGGCCUACGGCAGGAUCAUCCCCAUCACCAACUAAUGACCAGCCACGUGCAUGCACCAUCAACUCAAUCAAUACUACGUACUAUACGUAUCACCACUGCUUAAUUAUACUUUACUAAAGAGAACCGUAAGAUGCCGGAGAUAAGCCCGGCCGCGUAUGUAUGUGCUCAGCUGGAAUUCCGGAAGAUUUCCGUCAAUUAUACCAUAGGCACACUCAAUCCCGGCGUCUGCAAGUUGAUGCAUACAACCAUCCCACUCUCUAGUGGGUUAUAGGCUAUACAACUGAGAUAUGAGAUAUGACUCCAAAUAACCAAAUGUAUAUGUAGCAGCAGCUGUGAAAACAUAUCUAUAUAUUUGUGUUGGGUUAUUAAUCCGAAAAAGGGUUUCCCCGCUUUA